GAAGUCGCCCUUCAACCAGAAUAGUGAAUGAAAGUUGUAAAAUUGUUAUUUACUGAAAAACAAGAAGAUAAUACACUGUACGUAAAGGGGAUUAAUUUGGUGAUAUUUUCACCAAUUCAUUCAGCUUUACUAUGGUAGAACCUAUAUUUGAAUACCAGUUUCGAUUGAUUUUAAUAGGCGAUAGUACAGUUGGAAAGUCGUCGAUAUUGCGUUAUUUUACUGAUGGCAAGUUCGAUGAUCAGUGUGAUCCAACUGUCGGAGUGGAUUUUUACGCUCGGCUGAUUGAAGUAAAACCUGGAGUACGCGUCAAACUUCAGUUGUGGGACACUGCUGGCCAAGAACGUUUUAGAUCAAUAACAAGAUCAUACUACCGUAAUUCUGUUGGUGUGAUGAUGGUUUAUGACAUAACAAAGAGAACCAGUUAUGAGAAUAUAAAGGACUGGCUGGAAGAAGCCAGAACCCACAUUGACCCUCACCGUGCUGUGUAUCUAGUGUUAGGACACAAAUGUGACCGCGAGGAAGAGCGGCAAGUGACAGCACGAGAAGGAAGGCGAUUUGCUGAGAUUCAUGGCCAUAAAUUUAUGGAAACCUCGGCCAAAACUGGGCAGAACAUCGAAGAAGCGUUUUCUUCCAUUGCUAAAGAUAUUUACCAGCAAAUUGAGGAUGGUAUUAUUAAAGUUGAAGAUGGUUGGGAUGGAGUGAAAUACGGCUUUACAAGGCCCCAUGAGACGGUGCAUCUACUGGAGGGAGAACCAGAAGGAGGGGGUUGCUGUUGAUAGAGUGACGUUCUUUUACCUGACGUCUUUCUGCGUAACUUCAGUGAACUUCACCUUGUUUCCUGGCUUGCCACAAGUGUUUGCUAAAUAAUGCAUUGUUAAUGUUUCACUGAUAUCUUGAUCUACAACAUUUGAGUUCCUCUUUUACAUAAAAGUUUGGGUAUUUUGCUUUAGGAAAUUUUAUGACAAUCAUGUGUCAGCUAUUUUUCUGAGUAAUACCUGGUAAUUUUUUAUUAUUAUUUUUUAAAUAACAUUUUAAAGCAAACUUAUUUACGAAAACAAAUUGUUUAUAUUAUAUGCAUUUGAGAUGUACAUAUCCAUGUAUGUACUAAGAUUCUUAAGGAAAUCAAUUUUUAUAGAUUUCUUUUCUUUUUUAAUGUUUAUGUUCCUCAGGAACUUAAAAUAUUAGAAGACCGAGUUGGUCAGUUUAUACUAAAGACAAAAAACUGAAGAAUUUUUCAUAUUAUUUCAUUAAGUGCCCAUGGCAGGAUGCAUGAACCUUAAUAAUAGCAAACAAUAAUAGCAAAUAUUUUUUUUUUUUAAAUAUACGAAAUGUUAAAAAAAAACCCUCAAUAAACUUAAUUUUACCUGCACUGUCACAUUGUAGAGAUACAUAAUAAUUACUAUGACAAUAUAAACAACUUUGCAAUUUACUCUAAUAGUAAUACAUUUGCAUUGAGAUUGCUUGUGGUGCUUUGAUCUACCAAAACAUUAAUGUUUAUUUGUUCUUGUUUCAUAUUACAUGCAUUAUACUGUAUAUUUGAGGAAACUUUGUGAUGUAUAAAAACACCAUGGAAGUGUGUUGUUAUUUUACUCAAGAUUGAUAUCAUUUAUGAUUAUUAUUUUAUGGAACAUUCAACAGAGUAUUCAAAUUCAAAUAUAGUACUUAAGGCAGUGGUCUUUGUAUACAGUGUGAUUUUUCAACCUUUCACAAACUUUGAAAAUAGUAUAAAUCUACACCAAUUGAAAAUAAUUAUUUAUAAUUUCAUAAAAAAAAUUCUUUGAAUUUUAAAGGUGAAUGUCUGUAUUUUUCAUUCCCCUACUCACCCUGCAUUAGGCCCGCUUUCCAUUAACACUAUUGUAUGCAUUUCUGUGUGCAGAAAUGUGCUUUUCCAUAUCUGAAAGCUAGCAGAUUACAAUACAAAAUUUUACAUUGUCUCAAUGUACUUUACGCCGACUGUAAAUGCUUCACAUUAUGACGUCACCGUGCUGAAAAACUGGCUCACGGAAAAACGCUUGUCAAUUGACUUUUUCUUUCCCCAGCACACUGAAUACCUGCGCUGAAUCGCAUGUAAGGAAAAGGUUCUAUGUAAAUGCACUGUAUCGAUAAACUCGUGUGAAAUUGUAUUAAUGGAAAGCGGGCCUCAAGUAAAGCUGUCAAAAUUGAUUUAAAUGGUUUUUUGUUAUCUGCAGACCCAUUACUAGGAAUUCGAUAUCAAAUAUAUAUAUAGAUGUUAGUUAAUUAGCCUACAUCACACCCCAUAUAUAUGUGAAUAUUUCUGGAAUUGUUGUGUAGUAAAUUAGCAUUUCAAGUACAUUAUUAUACUCAUACACAUAUUGUAUUACUGUUAAGAUUAAAAUGCUUUGUUUAUAUUACUUAUGUCAUGGGCCUGAAAAAUUGCAAAAAAUUUCAUUUCAGUCACACAUCACUCUUGUAAAUCAUGUUUGGCAUAAUCCAUUUUUUGUUUCGAUAUAAAUCUAGCCUGUUUUAGAAUGGCUUAUAUUUAUAAAAAUUUGUGUAAUCUAUUUAUUCUCUGAUAUGCCUGUAUUGUUUGUGUUAAUUAUCAUCAGGGUUUUUUGGGGAAUUUUUCAUUUUUGUUUAUAAAGGAGCAGUAUUUUGUUUUUCGAUUAAACUGCUAUAUGAUUUAAAUACUAGAAGUAUAUUGGUUUAUAAUUUCUUAUUAUUUAUCAUUAAUAAUAUGUGUGCUUUUUAUUUGUUAUCAAGGCUAUGAUACUUGUACUUAUCUGUACGUUCUAUUUAUUAUUAUUAUUUCUGUUUUCAUUUAAUAGCAACCAAAUAGAGGGUCCCUACCCACCUGUAUUCCCAGCUUAUUUACAGUUUACCCUUGGAUUGAAAUAGUUUUGGUGGGGCGGGGUUCAUCUUAGAUAAUACUUUUAAAAGAGCAAUAAAACUUGUUAAAACAUUUGGAGGAGGUUCUUUUCCUGGGUAUUCAUUCCUUUUGUGAACAUAUCAAAGAUCCUUAACAGACUGAGUCAACAUCACUUCAACUCCAUGGUGAAAUCAUCUUGCCACUUGGGGAAAACUGUAAAGAGUAUGGGCCGAAUUUAUAGAGCCUGUUUAUGUCUUACACGUGUGUACUACAUACAUUUACAAUGCUUAAACACCGGUAUCUAAGAAAAACAGGCUUCGUAAAUUCGGCCCUAAAUGUUUCAUAAUUUGGUUGUAAAUUUAUAUGUGUUUUUAAGUUAUUUUAUAUUUGUUGAGAUAUUCUGAAUGAAGUUCAUUUGUGUGAAUCACUGGGUGAUAUUCUCAAAAUGUAGCACGGUCUGCUGAAAUGGGGGGCAGUCUGAAUGCCAUAUUUAUUACAGAUUCUACAGAUACCUUCCAGCUUACUAUUGGCAUUAUUCCAGAUAUAUCCUAAAUUCGUCAUUUUCAGGAGUGGUUUAUAAAGGCCAUUCCUAUUGGUCACAUGACAGGUUUUACUGUUAGGAAAAAGAGAAGUAAAAAUUAGUUUGAAACCUCUGUAAAAUUGUGUAAAGUGAAACUCAGUUACAUGUAAAUGGAUAUCUCCAUAUAAUAAAUACAUGUACAUGAUUCGUAUUUUAUUAGAAGUAUCAACAUAUAUAUUCCUGAAUAAUAAACAAGAAACAUCAUAGUCAUAAAAAUUUUUUAUACUUACAAACAUUGUUUCAGUAAAAGUCGACCAGCAAUCUUGCAUCUGAUGGAUUUUUUGUGCAUUUAUGAAAACAUACAAAAUGCACUUUUAUCUAUGAUUCGUUACACAUUGGUUUAUAAUGAUACUUGUAAUUUUAUCUAACUUGUACAUGUCAAAACCUUCAGUGGAUAUAGGCACAUAAAUAGAGUUUUUGUUUGUUGGUUUCUACUAUCAUUGUCUAGAUUGAAUAUCAAAGAAUACCAUUUUACAAAGUUAGAAACCGAAGUGGUUUGUUUAUCUGCAUUUCUAUGGUACAUAAUUAGUAUUUCAUAUGUGUUCAUCAUUGUUAUUCUGUGAUUACCUGUCCAUACGUCUUUAUGUUUGUUUUCGUUAGUGCUAAUUAGACUGAAACUCAACUCUUCUGUCUCCCUUAAAUUUCAGUGCUGUACUGGUACUGUAUAAAAUUUUUGCAUUUCUGAUUAUUUCAAUGUACCUUGUGUUUUAAGUCUCUCUAUGGUUCUACUGUUAGAUAUUUAUGUACAUGUAUCCACAAUUAAUUUAUUUUGUUGACUGGUGUAUUUACCAACAUAGUGUUGUGCCCUUUUCUCAAUUGUAGUGCAAUAAUUGAUAAGGUGUAUUUGUUUUUAAUCUUUGUGGCAUACUGAAUAUUUUGCGACUGUGAAUGUUAAUGUGAUUAAAAAUAUCAGUUUG
This is a messenger RNA of Gigantopelta aegis, 4324 nucleotides long. RefSeq names its product ras-related protein Rab-39B-like. The record is from RefSeq and is a predicted model, not a curated record. NCBI's taxonomy places the organism in Eukaryota, Metazoa, Mollusca, Gastropoda, Neomphalida, Peltospiridae. The transcript has 2 exons. Gene Ontology annotation, molecular function: GTPase activity; GTP binding. Gene Ontology annotation, cellular component: Golgi membrane. The coding region runs from base 132 to 776 and encodes 214 amino acids.